Coregonus clupeaformis (lake whitefish) is the source of this 7001-nucleotide messenger RNA. RefSeq names its product syntaxin binding protein 5a (tomosyn) (gene stxbp5a). NCBI's taxonomy places the organism in Eukaryota, Metazoa, Chordata, Actinopteri, Salmoniformes, Salmonidae. The transcript is spliced from 27 exons. Gene Ontology annotation, cellular component: plasma membrane; cytoplasm; SNARE complex. The coding region runs from base 289 to 3738 and encodes 1149 amino acids. Gene Ontology annotation, biological process: regulation of exocytosis; regulation of protein secretion. Gene Ontology annotation, molecular function: myosin II binding; GTPase activator activity; syntaxin binding. The record is from RefSeq and is a predicted model, not a curated record.
GUAGCGUAGACGCAGUGGGACACUGAGUCAGUGAAGACUACACCGACGCACUACAGCCACACAACAAAUACAUAGAGAAUCGACUCGAAAUUGCGCGUCUGCGAGCCCGACUCGAGCGGUGUGAGACCGAAACCCUUUUCACCAUGGAGACUGCGGUAAAAACACAAUCUAAAAUGUGAGAUUUACGAAGGCAAUCAGAAGAGAGCGAGAGAGUGGCUUUACCACCUUAUCUUGAGCUGGUGAUCUCAAUUUUGUGCUCUGUCGUCGUCGCAGUGUUUCUGGGGUAAAAUGAAGAAGUUUAACAUCAGGAAGGUACUGGACGGCCUAAAGGAGCAGGCGUCUUCCUCGGCUUCGUCUGGCCAGUCGGGCACCCAGGAGAACAAUUUGAUGCAGGAGACCCUUCAGUCCGAGAAUUUUCAACUCUGCAAGACUGUCCGUCAUGGCUUCCCCUAUCAGCCGUCGUCCAUGGCCCAUGACCCAGUCCAGAAGAUCCUGGCCAUUGGGACCCAGAGUGGGGCCCUCAGACUGUUUGGUCGUCCAGGUGUUGAGUGCUACUGUCAACAUGAGAGUGGAGCCGCUGUCAUCUCGCUGCAGUUUCUCAUCAACGAGGGGGCGCUGGUGAGUGCUCUGGCAGACGACAGCGUGCACCUCUGGAACCUGAGGCAGAAGAGGCCCGCCAUCCUCCACUCACUCAAGUUCAACAGAGAGAGGAUCACGUUCGUCCACCUGCCCUUCCAGAGUAAAUGGCUGUACAUCGGCACAGAGAAAGGAAACAUCCACAUCGUCAACGUGGAGUCCUUCACACUCUCAGGCUACGUCAUUAUGUGGAACAAAGCCAUCGAACUAUCCUCCAAGGCCCACCCAGGUCCUGUGGUCCACAUAAGUGACAACCCCAUGGAUGAGGGAAAGCUUAUAAUUGGAUAUGAGUCUGGGAUCGUGGUCCUGUGGGAUCUGAAAUCAAAGAAGGCAGACUACCGCUACACUUAUGACGAGGCGAUCCACUCGGUUGCCUGGCACCAUGAGGGCAAGCAGUUCAUCUGUAGUCACUCAGACGGAACGCUCACCAUAUGGAACAUUAAGGGCCAGGGCAAGCCAUUUCAGACAAUCACCCCACACGGAAAACAGCCCAAGGAUGGAAAGAAGCCAGAGCCUUGCAAACCCAUUCUCAAAGUGGAGUACAAGACCACUAGACUGGGAGACCCAUUCAUGAUCCUGUCUGGAGGUCUGUCUUAUGACACGGUGGGUCGGCGGCCAUGUCUGACGGUGAUGCAUGGGAAGAGUACAGCCGUGCUGGAAAUGGAUUACCCCAUCGUAGACUUCCUCACGCUCUGUGAGACGCCAUACCCUAACGAUUUUCAGGAACCUUAUGCUGUAGUGGUCCUUCUAGAAAAGGAUUUAGUGGUGAUCGACCUUGCACAAAAUGGUUACCCCAUAUUCGAGAACCCCUAUCCACUGACCAUCCACGAGUCUCCUGUGACCUGCUGUGAGUACUUUGCUGACUGCCCUGUGGACCUCAUACCCGCACUUUACUCUGUUGGCUCCAGACAGAAACGACAGGGCUACAGCAAAAAGGAGUGGCCCAUCAGUGGUGGUAACUGGGGCCUUGGCACACAGAGCUACCCUGAGAUCAUCAUCACUGGGCAUGCUGAUGGGACUGUGAAGUUUUGGGAUGCUUCUGCAAUAAUGCUCCAGGUACUGUACAAGCUGAAGACGGCCAAGGUGUUUGAGAAGAGCAGGAAUAAUAAGGAGGACAAGCAGAACACAGAGAUUGUGGAUGAGGACCCGUUUGCCAUCCAGAUCAUGGCCUGGUGUCCUGAGAGCAGGAUGCUGUGUGUGGCCGGGGUGUCUGCCAACCUCAUCAUAUACCGCUUCAGCAAGCAGGAGAUCACCACCGAGGUUGUACAGCUGUUGGAGGUGCGUUUGCAGUACGAGGUGAAUGACAUGGAGUCCCCUCCAGAGGGGGGAGGCGGGGGGGACCGUGACCUGCCCACCCCCGGAGCAGCCUCACCCAGCCCCCAGACCACCGGACCCCCGACACACCCCUCCACCAGCAGCAACUCCUCUGACGGGGUCCGAGACAACGUACCCUGCCUUAAGGUGCGUAGUACCCCUCUGAAGCAGUCUCCAGGGUACCAGGUAGAGUUGGUGGUGCAGCUGGUGUGGGUGAGUGGAGAGCCCCCCCAACAGAUCACCAGCCUGGCCCUCAACUCCUCCUACGGCCUGAUUGUGUUUGGGAACAGUAAUGGUCUGGCGGUGGUGGACUACCUCCAGAAGACAGUGUUGUUGAACCUGGGGACAGUGGAGCUGUAUGGGUCUAACGAUCCCUAUCAGAGACAGCCUCGCUCUCCACGCAAGACACGCCAGCCUUCCGGAGGUAAUGGUCUGUGUGACAUCAACGAGAGUUCUGCCUCGGAGGACCGCUGCAAAUCCCCCACUUCAGUGUUGGCGUCAAACCAUCAGCAAUUCUACAAUGGAGGUGGGGGUAGAGGAGCAAAGAUGUCUCGGAAAUUAAGCUUGCCUACUGAGCUAAAGCCAGACUUGGUCCUCCUGUCUGUAUGUCCUCCACGGGGUGCCAACCCACUAGACCACCGGGACAACUCCUUCAGCCGUUCACGCUCCUCCUCCGUCACCUCCAUUGACAAGGAGGCACGCGAGGCCAUCACCUCCUUCCACUUCUGUGAGACGUUCGCCCGGAAGGGGGACAGCACCAUCACACCUUGCCUGUACGUGGGCACCUCCCUGGGCACAGUGCUGGCUGUGGCCCUCAACCUGCCCCCUGCUGGGGAACAGAGACUACUGCAGCCCGUCAUCGUCUUGCCUAGCGGUACCCUGGGGCGUCUGAAGGGCAGUAUCCUGAGGAUGGCCUUCCUGGACAACACGGGCACCUUCCUCCCCCCUGCCUUCGAGCCGUGGUACGAGCCCAACGCUGUGGGCGCCGACAGUGAGGAGCGAGACAAAGGCCGUAAACGCCGCCCGGUCUCUGUGUCGCCCUCCACCUCCCAGGAGCUGCAGGAGAGCCAGUAUGCGGUGGUGUGCUCUGAGAAACAGGCUAAGGUCAUAGCACUGCCCUCCCAGAACUGCAUAUUCAAACACAGCAUCACAGAGACAUCGUUCGUCCUGAGGGCUGACGUGGUCCAGAUGAACAUAGGGAACUGUGUGGCUUGCUUCUGUGCUAACGGACACAUCAUGACCCUCAGUCUGCCGGGGCUCAGACCGUUGCUGGAUGUAAACUACCUGCCGCUGACAGACAUGCGGAUAGCCCGGACCUUCUGCUUCACCAACCUGGGCCAGGCCAUGUACCUCACCUCCCCCACUGAGAUACAGAGGAUCACAUACAGCCAGGAGACCUGCGAGAACCUGCAGGAGAUGCUGGGAGAAUUGUUCACACCAGUGGAGACCCCGGAGGCUCCCAACCGAGGAUUCUUCAAGGGCCUUUUUGGGGGAGGAGCAACUUCCCUGGACAGAGAGGAACUAUUUGGUGAGACGCAGGCGGGUAAAGCGUCCCGUGGCCUUGCCCAGCACAUCCCGGGUCCUCAGGGCCUGGAGGGAAUGAAGGGGGCAGCCUCGGGCGUGGUGGCGGACCUGGCGCGUGCCCGGAUAGCGCUGGACGAGAGAGGGCAGAAAUUGGGCGAGCUGGACGAGAGGACGGCCGCCAUGCUGGCCAGCGCCGACUCCUUUGGCAAACACGCCCACGACAUGAUGCUGAAGUGCAAAGACAAGAAGUGGUACCAGUUCUGAUCUGAAAGAGGGGAGCAGAGCCAAAUGGACACAGUUUCAUCCAGACUCUACAUGCCCCCCUCCUCCAUCUCUCCAUCCAUCUCUCCUUCCAUCUGUCCUUCCUUCGCUGGACACGUGGGAUACUCUUCCCUAGCACAAGGUUGUAUACUGUAUUUACCUCAGUCAUAAGAUUUCAACUGAGGAACGGACUGGAGAGAAGGACAAACUGAGAAAAAAAGGUGUCCUCUUUAUUGUUGUCUUUUGUUUGUUUGUUUUCCCCUCUGUGGCCUGCCAGUUGGCUGGAGCUCUGGGGUUCCCUCAUCCUCAUUCGCCAAAAUGUUCUGUGCCGUCAUCUCUGCUCCAACCAAUCUGGGACCAGUAUACUAAAGACAAAAACAGACACAACUGAGAGAAAAAAAAUUAACAAUGAAGAAACAACGACUACAAAAAAAAUCUCAAAAUGGAAAAAGAGGAAAAAUAAAAUAUAUACAGAAUUAUAUAUACAUAAAUCUAUAUAAAUGAUCAACACUGUAUUCACUUCCAACUGUCAAGUGCAAAACAACAAGAGGACAACUUCACAGGUGAAGCGAAACUGGUGGUGGGCAAAAGAAGCUCUACUCAAAGUCACAGGAUGUGAUGUCAUAGUGACAGCCGCCUCUAUGCAGAGAGUUGCAGGAUAAAAAAAAAGCAAGUCAUUCCAAUGUACACUGGAUCCUCUCUCCUUGAUCCAACUAGACUCUCCUCAUCAUAUGGAUUCACUGUUUUUGUAUUGUUCCCAACUGUAUUAUACAUGUAUUAAUUUAUCUUUCCUCUUGUUUAUCGUUUGUUUUAUGCUCAGUCUGUUUUACUUGAAAUCUAUUUUAAUUUUUUCUUAAUUGUCGUGAACGUUGUGAAUUAUGAUAUAUUUUUAUUUGGACAUGUUGCCAGUAUGUUUUGUGGCUUUGUCAAACUCCCAUUCAUUUAUCCUUAUAAAAAGGGCUGGAUUCAAAAAGAGGGCAUGGAUACAAAAUACAUAGAUUUAUCAUUCAGAUCAGUACACGUCACCAUCAAUAAUUUGUCAUAUCAGGUGUCACACACACACACACACACACACACACACAUCAGAAAUCUAGAAGCAAGAUCAGAACUCUACAAGCAAGACUGUCAGUGUCUCCUCACCCUGAAGUGUUUAAUUUGACAUGUAAAUGGUACCUUCCUCACUGACCUCUUCAUGCCAUUAACAUCUACUACAGUUUGGGUUUAAUAGUGACUCUGUGUGAAUUAUGUCAGUGUUACAGUAGGCCUAUACACUGCUGGUGUAUCCAGACCUAUUGAAUUGGUUUUCAGGAGUAAUACUGUAUGGACGUGAUCCUGAAGUGCACGUAAACUUGGAGAUUACUACAGUAUAUACACAUGGGAAUAAAACCUAUUUGUGUGUGUUCAUUUAUGCAGGACUGUAUAUGUACAUUCAGGCAAAGUCAUACGUUUUUGAAGACAGAAACCUGUUUUUUUGAGAAUUGUCCAUAAAAUAACUUUGUGAGUGGUCUAUUAAUUCACAUUUUAUUGAUUGAAGUGUAAGAGACGCUGCUAUAUGUGUGGUGUGUCGGAACCGUCCUUUGUUUAGAGAUCUGUUUCUGUCCCCAUUUCAUUGGUGAAAACUCUCAUUUGUGUCUCCUUCAAUGUUCUGCCAGGCUUCUCUACCAUUCUGUUGUAAAUAGGUAAAUAGUUUGACAAUCUAAAACCAAUUGAAAAGUGUUUGACGUUGCUCAAGCAAGCGACACAAGGACAGCUGCCAUAUUUUUUCUGACGCCAAAGAGUUACUUUAGCUUCCGUUUCAUUGUUCUAUUACUCAACUUGGCAUUCCAGGUGUUUCACUAAUUGAAAUACAAUAGGCCUAGGUGUGUCUAUACAGGGCCUUGGGAACUGUGCAUUCUGACUCAGUCACUGGGCUAGGUUCCAUUCUGAAGACAUUCUUCCUUCCCUAAGACCUUUUCGACUCUUCCUGAUAGGAGAUGGCUGGUUAGGUUGGAGCAAGAUGACAGUAACUCAACUGUGAGGCCACUAGUGAUGGUAGCAAGUUUUCAGAAUGGAACACAACUAUUGUAUUCACAACAUUGUGCCCUUCAUAAAAGUUUUAAAGUGGUAUUUGGCUAACUUCUAAAACAGCCUUUGACCAGCACAGUAUCUUUAAAAGGUAGACGUUGCCAUGAGCAGCACAGCAGAUAUUGAGAUGAGCGAGAUGCAAGACUUCGCUCUCACACAAUCACACAGUAUCAGCGCAUGUGCGUGGGUUCGCUUCACACUGUUACAGCAUGGUAGCCAGGGUGCCAAAAUAGCGGAGAAGUUGAGCAUCGUGCUUCAACGCUCUUAGUUGUUGCGGAAAUUGACCCACUAUGCCGUUUACUUUCUGCGUCUAUGUCAUAUCGCUGAGUCUACUUUAAAUUUUCAACUUUGUGGUCUUUUCCUUUCCUAUUUUUAGUUGUACAUUGUUCUUUGACAUUUUUUGUGCUAUAUGAUCGACAAUGUCUUUCUUGUCUGAAAUACUUGAUUUCCAUGACCAAGCAAUCUGUGUCCAAUCAAUUGUGGGAAAUCACCAAGAAAAAAGAAAAAAAAAGAAAAAAGAAACAACUCAGUAACCACGGUAACUAGAGGAUGUCUGCAUCAGCAGGAUGAUGUAACCUCUGUGUAAUGUGGCUCCAUCAUAGACCGGCCUCGCAUGUUCAGUGUCUCAGUCUGCAUACAUCAUGCUUCAGCUCUCCCGCGCUCAUCUUCUAAUGCAUUCUCCUACUCUGGUUAAACUUCCAAGUGGCUAAUUUUGGUGAUACUAACUAACAGGUUUGGUCUCCUUCUCUGUGUUCUAGUAUGCAUUGUUGUGUGGAUGUCGGUAGGUAGCCCUGCUUCAAUCGUCCAAGGAUAAAAAAAUACUUCAGGAAAAAAACUAGUCUAUGAUUGAGGUCCUUCCCUUCCCUUCUAGCUGUCUUUUCUUUUUCUGUUAGAUUCUCUGUGUUUUUUGUUGUCUGUGAGUGAGUUGUUUCUUGUCCACACUCAGUAUGCAGUAUUCUUCUUACCUGGUAUGAUUCAUACUAAUUUACAAGAGGGAGUCUGUCUGCCAUAAUGCAAUGUCUGUCCUGGAUUUAACAGUUAUCAGUGGGUUGCAGUAUUUUCUCAUUGUAGCCAAUUUUCUUGUACAGUUUUAUGCAAAUUUCACAUGGAUGUUUAUGACUUUAUCUGCUGCCACAAACAAUUUAGAAAUUAUGUAGAUAGAAAUGACUGUGCAAUGGAAAAUAAAAGUGGAAAAAAAUGCA